Messenger RNA from Alosa sapidissima (American shad), 7513 nucleotides. Its product is annotated as insulin receptor substrate 1-B. Lineage: Eukaryota; Metazoa; Chordata; Actinopteri; Clupeiformes; Clupeidae. Gene Ontology annotation, cellular component: cytosol; plasma membrane. Gene Ontology annotation, biological process: insulin receptor signaling pathway. Bases 573 to 4949 code for a protein of 1458 amino acids. The record is from RefSeq and is a predicted model, not a curated record. The transcript is spliced from 4 exons. Gene Ontology annotation, molecular function: insulin receptor binding; phosphatidylinositol 3-kinase binding.
UUACGUAUCUGCCCAGGCAAGAAUAGUAAUUACCAUUUUAGCUAAUUAAUUUAGCACAUUUAGCAAAUAAACACACAGGCGUACGCGCGCAGUUACACACGCGCGCGUGCACGAUGACUGACAGCUUGAGUGUGCGGUCUGUGUGUGUGUGUGUGUGUGUGUGUGUGCAGUAGCCUGCAUGGCUAGCUUAGUUCGCUGCGCUGGUUGAGGCGGGGUAGAGGGUAGUGCAGAAGUCUGUUGAGUUGCUGACUGUAAGUAUGAAUUCAGCUGCACAAAGCUCUCCUCACACCGAAGCCUGUUCCGCGGUGAGUGGUACAUGUGUUCGUCUUUAGACUACAAACCGAAUUUGGGCUUAUCGUCAGACUGCAGAACUUCCAAUAGGAUACAUUCAAGAGAGCUCUAAACUCUCCAACACUUUCUCCCCUUGUGCAUGUUUGAGGGAGAGGUGGACCCAAGGAAGAUGGGGUUUAAAGUGUUGUUGUGCCCUGCUGGAGCACAAAGCUAACUUUCAAAGCAUUUCGUAGUGUAGAUUUAAACUUGAUUGUUUUAGAGAGAGUAAACAAGAAGGGAAAAUGGAGAACCAGUCGGUGGUGGACCAGCAGAGCUACGAGGACGUGCGAAAGAGCGGCUACCUCCGCAAGCAGAAGUCCAUGCACCGGCGCUACUUCGUGCUAAGAGCGGCCUCGCCGAGUGGUCCAGCCCGGCUGGAGUACUAUGAGAGCGAGAAGAAGUUUCGAGGCAAGGCGCCUGUUCCGAAAAAGGCUGUAGUGCUGGAGACCUGCUUGAACAUCAACAAGCGGGCGGACGCCAAGAACAAACACAUGAUCGUGUUGUACACCCGGACAGAGAGUUUCGCCAUCGCUGCCGACAAUGAGGUGGACCAGGAGGAUUGGUACCAGGCCAUGGUGGAUAUGCAUUGCAAAAGUAAGAUCCCGCUGAGUGAGUGUGGCAGCGGAGACUACGGAGUGCCCACUCCGGGGCCGGCCUUCAAGGAGGUGUGGCAGGUGAAGGUGUGGCCCAAGGGUCUGGGCCAGGCCAAGAACCUGGUGGGCAUCUACCGCCUGUGCCUGACCGACAAGACGGUCAACUUCGUCAAGCUCAACUCGGACGCCGCCGGCAUCGUGCUGCAGCUCAUGAACGUGCGUCGCUGUGGCCACUCCGAGAACUUCUUCUUCGUGGAGGUGGGCCGCUCUGCGGUUACAGGCCCCGGUGAGUUCUGGAUGCAGGUGGAGGACUCGGUGGUGGCCCAGAACAUGCACGAGACCCUGCUGGAGGCCAUGAAGUCCCUAAGCGAGGAGUUCCGCCAGCGCAGCAAGUCCCAGUCGGGGCCCGCUGCGGGUGGGGGUGCCACCGCCUCCAACCCCAUCAGCGUGCCGUCCAGACGCCACCACCCCAACCCGCCGCCCAGCCAGGUGGGGCUCACGCGACGGCCACGCACCGAGCCCCCGACCUCGGGCGGAGCAACGGCAGCGGGGGCGGCAGGGUCGAACGCGGCGGGCGGUGGGAACGCCGGAAGCGGACGGGAGAGCGACGGGGGCUCCAACGCGUCGCCGACGCCAAGGUACCACAGCUUCCCGCGCACGCGCACGGCCAGCGACGGCGCCAAGAGCGACGACAUGGGUGGUGGUGGUCAUGGCGGAGGAGGAGGAGGAGGAGGAGGGGUCACCUCAGGUCCAGCCAGUCCCACUCCCAACGGCAGCUCCCGCUCCUCCACGCCCAUCCUCCGCUCCACGUCCGUCCGAGCGCCCCCUUCGUCCAAACACCCCCACGGCCUGAUGCGUUCCACCUCCACCCCCGCCGCCCCCUCCUGUCCCCCCAACCGCAUGUCCCCGGCCGGCCACCACGGCUCCGACUUCUGCCCGCUGUCGUCCACCCCUGGGGGGGCCGGGGUAGCCGGGGGCAGCAGCAGCAGCAUGAGCAGCAGCCUUGGCGGCGGCGGUUCGGGUUCCGGUUCCCAGGGGGGCGCCUACAGCCGCGUGCCCAGCCUGCAGGCCUCUCUCUCGGGCUCGCUCAGCGACUACGGCGGCUCCUCGGACGAGUACGGCUCCAGCCCCGGCGAGGGCUCGCUGCUGGCGCUCCACGGCCUCGCCAGCCUCGGGGGCCGCGACCAGGACGACGAGGACGCCAACUACAUCCUCAUGAGCCAACAACAGAGGAGGACCGGAAGUGGACAGGGAAACGUAAACCCCGGCACCACGCACCACUACCAGUACCCGGGCGGGAACGGCACGCAGCAGCAGCAGCCUCCGCAGGGGGCCCGGAGGAUCCUGCGGCGGUCAUCGAGCCGCGAGUGCGAGGCCGAUCGGCGCUUCCUCAGCAAGAGGGCCUCGCUGCCGCCCAUGGCCCUGGAGCGCCUGGCCCCGCCGCCGUCGUCAUCGUCCUCCUCCUCGUCCAGGAGAGGCGCGGACGGGGACGUGGACCAGGCUGAGGUGGAGGACGACUACGCCGUGAUGUCGUGCAGCGCCGGCCAAGACUCCUUUGUCCAGCAGAGGCGCGACGGCGUCGUCGCCUCCUCCUCUUCGUCCCAGCAGCCAUCUGGGAGCUUGGGUGGGCCGGCGGCCUACCUGGACAUGAGCGCCGAACUCCGGGGGGAGAACGGCGGCUCGUUGGGGUCAGCGGUCAACGCGGGAGGGGGCGGUGGUGGUGGUGGCGGGAGCGCCAGGGACAACGGCUACAUGUCCAUGCUGCCGGGGGUGACCGCGACCCCGCCGUCGUCCGUCUCCAACUCUCUGGUGGUGGCCGUGGCCGACCCGAACUCUGGCCGGCACGCGUCCGACGCCGACGUCGACGAUUACAUGGCCAUGACGCCCAACAGCAGCGUGUCGCCACCGCAGAGCAUCCGGCCUCCGCCGGCCGCGGCUAUCGCCGACGGCUACAUGAUGAUGUCUCCCAACGGUAGCUGCUCGCCGGACCAACGAGGGCUGAGCGGCGGCGCCUGGCUGGGCAGCGGCAGUGCCGACAGCCGCGCGGGCAGCGACUACAUGAACAUGUCGCCCAUCAGCGCCCGCUCAAUCAGCGGGAGCCCUCCACUUCCGCCGUUGUCCGAGCACCACGCCCGCUCCGACCCGCACGGCAACGCUCACGGUCACCAUCACCACGGCAACUGCGUCCAGCCACUACAGCUACAGCCGCAGCAUCCCCACCAGCAGCAGCAGCAGCCGCCCCCUGCGCCCAAAAUGGUCUACUCCUACUACUCCCUGCCGAGGUCCUACAAGCACAACGCCACGGCGCGUUUCGAAGACGGACCUGGACGCGGGAAAAGACUGGCCGCCGCCGCGGGAAGCAGAGGAGCCGGAGGUGGUGGGUUCAGGGGUCCAGGCACCAGCAGCGGAGUGGGCAGCGGGAGCAAAGUCCAGGACCCCCACUUGGGAGGUCCCCUCUCCGGCCGACACCUGUCCCUCUCCUCCUCCUCCUACUCGUCCAGCUCAGCAAGCAGCGAGAGCCUGGGGGAGGGCGAGGACAAGACCCCCCAUGGGGCAGCAGGAGCCGCAGCAGGGGUCAGGGCUGCGACGAGGGCCAAGAAUGGGGCUCUACAGCAGGACAAUCAGCAGCAGCAGGGUCAGUGGAGGGGAUCGGCCAGACUGAAGCAGCAGCAGCAGCAGCAGCCUGGGCUUGGGCAGCGCAACCGGCCGGUCAGCUUGUUCGUGGACGUGUCCAAAGCCAACACGCUGCCCCGCGUCCGCGAGAGCCCGCUGCCUCCGGAGCCCAAGAGCCCCGGCGAGUACGUCAGCAUCGAGUUUAAGGGAGAGCACUGCGCAAGAGCCGGGACGGCCGUAACCGCGACAACAACAACAACAACAACAACAACAGCAGCAGCAGGAGCGGCAGGUGGGAGAGGAUUCAGGCCUGGUUUCUGGAUUUCCCCAACGUCCUCAUCCUCAACAACAUCAGCGUCAGCAUCCUCGUCUAGUCGCCCCCUCCCCCGCCCCAUGUCCUGCCUAGCGGGCUUCCUACCCGUGUCCCCAGGGGGCCUACCGCCCCCCUCGGCCACCUCCGAGUACGUCAACAUGGACUUGGGUCCGUCACCGUCCCCCUCCCCCUCCCCGCUAUUGCUCACCCCUCUGGGCUUCCCUUCCUUCUCCACCCCCCCGACGCCUCCGCUGCCCUCCGCCACUGCCCCCAAGGCCCGAGACGAGCUUCGGUCCGUGUCGUCCUCCUCCUCGCGGUCGGACGAGGCGGGAAAAGAGAUGCGGCAGCAGGCGCCGGACUCGCCCACGUCCUGCGGCGACUACACGGAGAUGGCCUUCAGCCUGAGCACCAGCACGCCCACCACCUCCCCCAAGGGGCCCUUGCCGGACCGGCCCGAGUCCAUCCCCCCGGGGCCAGGCCUGGUGGCCCUGGGCCUGCCGCUGGACUUCCCCCUGGGCGCUAGCAAGCAGGGCCCCAACCCGGACCACGGCGCCAAGGUGAUCCGGGCUGACCCGCAGGGCCGUCGGCGCCACUGCUCCGAGACGUUCCUAUCGACUGCUGUUGCGGCGGCGGCGGUGCCCGUCUCGUCCUUGGGCUCGUCCUCCUCGUCUUCGUCCUCAUCCGUGUCCGGCGGAGGAGGAGGGGGAGGGCUCCCCGAGCACGCCCAGGCUGUGGCCAGGCGCCUGGGCUUCGACAGCAUCCUCUGGGGCAGCAGCAUCGCCGCCUCCCCGGACUCGCCCUCGCCCUCGCAGCAUGGCCCGCCCGUGCUGCCCAUCCCCCAGGGUUCGUCCGCCGAGCAGGGCCUCAACUACAUCGACCUGGACCUGGCCAACAAGGAGAGCCCUCACUCAGGACUGGAACAGGCUCAGACCAUUCCCGCGCGCCUCUUCUCCAGCGUGCUGGGCGGCGGAGCAGUGGGAGUGACCAGUGUGGGCCUCGGAGCAGGAGCGUCCAACCUCAACACCUACGCCAGCAUCGACUUCUACAAGUCCGAAGAGCUGCGGACCCACCAGAGUACUGGCAAGGACACCGAAUGUUGAAGCCUGCUCUACCUGCAUCUCUGGAACUCUGGGAUAUGGAGUCCUGAAAGACUCAGAAACUGGUGUCCAGCCUGCCUCUGUAGCUGAAGAAAUGGCAAGACUCAAAUGAAUAAAACUCAAAGACGUUUGUUUGCGUUUAGAACUGUUCUGGCGUCGAUGGCAACCAAUGAGAACAAGUGCCAAAAAUGAAAAAACACCUUCUAGACAAACAAAGACAAAACCAUUAAGACACCUUAAGGGUGCUCUUUGGCUCCUGAGACUGAUGGACACACUGCUCGAGCCAAUCGUGGGAGAGUAUGGACAUGACUGCCACGUUGAGGAGCCAAUGGUAUUGGCCGAGCCCAGUGAAAUCUGGACGGCACAAGAACUGAACUGGAUUCAGUUGAAAGCUGAGCAAGGGAAGCCCGAAGAUGGCCCUUGAAUAUAAUGUAGUGUCUGGAUGUAUUUGCAGAAGUGCCUAUUUGUUUGUCAACAGCCUCAUCUUUAGCUAUCCCUGCAGCAUAGCUUCAAAGUAGAACGUGAUAGUGGCUGAUGUGGUGGUCUGUUCUCUCGUGUGUGUGUGUGUGUGUGUGUGUGUGUGUGUGUGUGUGUGCGUGCGUGCGUGUGCGCGCGUGCGUGUCUGUAUGUAUGUUUGUAAAUGUUUAUUUUUUAAAUAGAAACAACACCUCAGAUGAAAAAUAUUGCAGUCCAUUCUGUAGUGUUUAUUGUAAAUAAUAUGUGAUGAUGAGUGAAUGAAAGUCAAUGCAACCAGCUAGCCUUACUGCACAUCUGAGCUGUAUUAGAUUAGAUGGACUAGUCUACGGUCCUCUCUCACACCCAGUACACAUGUGCUAUACACACAGGGAUGAGCAAAAAAUACAUUAAAAUGUAUUUUCAUAUAAGAUACAAAUAUUUACUUACAGCAACCACAAAAUGUAUCAAAAUCAACUAAAGUAUUUUGUAUGUAAAAAUACAAAAAUAUAUUUCCAUGGCAACAUGAUCUCCUAUUUGGUCAUGUUUGACAGCUUUUCACUGUUUAUCAAGAUACAUUACUAAUCUAUUUUGAGAUCCAUCAUAUCAAAAUAGGGAGUAUUCAAGCCAGCCAUGUUCUCAACAAGGCAAAGACAUGCAUAGAAUUUCAUGUCAUCCAAUCAGAGAGAAACAGAAGCUUUUCUAUGCACCCACGCUUUCAAACGAUCAAGUGUCUGCUUCCCUAGCAGACAGACCUUGAUCUUUCACCUGCCACGUGUCUUGCAAGCAUGAGCAAAGUGCUCAGUACGAAUCAUAUUUCCCAAAGAUGCAUGCAGUCGAAUAUGUCACUUUGUAUGUACAAAUACAUGUUGUAAUACAAAUGAUAAAAUACCGUUUUGUAUUUCAAGUACAUGUGUGCAUACAUGCAUCACAAAUACAAGCAUCCAUCUACGCACACACUCACAAAGACAAAGAGAAACUAGUGUGUCCGUUAUCUUUUAGAAUGACCUGGUACCAGGAGCGAGCUUUUGAGUUGUAGGUGUCCAUCACCCGUACAGUACUUGUUGGUUGUUGAGCUGUAAGAGCACUUAACCUGAAAUGGCUCAGUCUGUCCUUUUCUGCUCACGGUGUCUGUGCAUCAACGCUGCAGUUACACUAAAGUGCCUUCUGUUCAUUCUUUCUUUCUUUCUUUCUGUUUUUUUCUUUCUACCUUUUCUAUCGUUCUUUCUUUCUCUCUGUGUCUCUGCCGCUUCCUUUUUCCUCUGCUUGUGCUGUAAGGUGUGCUGAGGCGUGAGUGAGUACUUUUGCGUUCUAUUUUGGUCCUGUUUUAGUGGUACACCUCCCUCGGAGUCCUCUCCUCCUUGCACGCAACUGGGGUUGGGGGGCUGCCAGUCAGGGACAACUCUCAUCAGGAGGCCACACUGCCGACGCCAGCCUGUGCCAAAACGCAAUCAGGACGUGUGUGUGUGUGUGUGUGUGUGUGGGUGUGUGUGAAAGGUAUGAACUGAAACAAUUACUAAUGCCAUCUUAGCACUUAAAAAAAAAAAUCAACCCAGUUCUUCUGAGAACAACUGCAAAGAUGACAAUUUGAGGCUUGUUUUUGUUUUGUAAUUUCUGUUACAGAAUGACCUCAACAGCUUUUUUUUUUUCUUUUGGAAUAUUUGUUUAAUCUAAAGUUGUUGUGGUGGGAGGAAGGGGGUGUUGUUUUGGUUCUCGCCUCAGCCUGUAUUCAGCGUCUGAAUGACCGCAGUCAGCCUGUUUGACCCCAUCCUCUGUUAGUAUCUCGCUGUCCUCUAGGAUGGUCAGCAUUUCAGGUUGAGAGGCUUUGCUGCUAAUGAACAUAGAAGAGUUUAACGCUUUUGUGUUGUUACCUGUUGUGGGGGGGGGGGGGGGGGUACAAAAAUGUAUUGUAGGAGUUCCAUCUUUUUCUUCUCUGCCUCCACCAUCGCUUCCUGCCAUCUCAAACUCUGAAUGGCCUUACGUGAAAAAGAGAGAGAGAAAAAAAAAGCCUUCUCACAUGAUUGCCGGGACGCGACGCGUAACAAAACAACUUCAUUGCCUCCAGAUUUUUCUCGCUUGGUGUAGACAAUUACCCUCAGUGGUCUGUAAUGUGG